AUGGCUUAUCCCUAUUCUGUCGCUCCCCACCUGGAGUACUUGAACGUGCCUUUUGGGGAAUUUGCUGCGGCCCGACGCGAGUUCGACGCAUUUGGCGUGGGCGGCUACAUCUUUGCCCAUCCUGCACCCCAAGCCGACAAUAGCUCGAUGCCCCGGGUCUUGCUGAUCCAAAGGGCUAUGACUGAUUCCAUGCCGGGCUGCUGGGAAGGGCCUGGUGGUGCAGCCGAGCCGCACGAAGAUCGAACUCUCUUGGAUGGCGUGGUGCGUGAAGUCGUCGAGGAGACCGGUCUCCACGUCUCUCGCAUUGUGGAACUCACUUCUGUCCAUGUUUGGUUUCAUGCGCGGCGGGGUAUCCGCAUAGCCAAGUACAACUUUAUUGUGGAGAUUCACGAGGCAACGCGACUGUCGCCGGAGGGGACAGUCGAGAUUGUACCGGCGGAGCAGAUCCCGGUCGAAUUGGACGCCAACGAGCACUCGGCCUUUGACUGGGUCCUUGAAGAUGAGCUCCAGCAGUCGCUCAAUAGUAAUGGCUGUGGGAAAUAUAACUUUGGUCCCUCGAUCAUCGGUCAUACAGCGCAGGAUGUCACGAGAGCUUUCUCGUUGGUGAAGCGAGCAUCGCGUCCUCGAGUUGGUGACGACUGA
Molecule: messenger RNA, 642 nt
Organism: Penicillium diatomitis
Lineage: Eukaryota; Fungi; Ascomycota; Eurotiomycetes; Eurotiales; Aspergillaceae
Product: NUDIX hydrolase
Exons: 1
Coding region: 1-642 (213 amino acids)
Source: RefSeq, a predicted model, not a curated record